GGUGAUGUUGGUGGGCUCCGCCACGCCUCCUGCGAUCUGUGGAAUUUCGUGUGUAUGGAAGCUGGAAAAUGACAGGCGGGAAGGUGGAUUUUGCUCUAAUUAAAGAAACCACGCGGAUAGAAUUGGUCAAACUGCUGGAUAGUAUUCCUGGCUCUAAGGCUAUUGUGUGGGAUGAAAAACUUGCUGGAACCUUCAGUUAUGUUGCUGAUUAUGCCUUUCUACGAACACACGAUGUUUGCAAGAUGUUUUACAUUACAUCCAGUAAGCUUCCUCCAAACAACGUUGCCCACAUCAUCUUUCUUGCUCGACCUCACACACAGAUAAUGGACCUAAUCAACCAGCAGCUGAGAAUGGAAGAUCUUCAGGGAAAUGCAAAGAAGGACUACCAUCUAUGGUUAGUGCCACGGAUCUCUCUCCUGUGUGAGCGCAGACUACAAGAACAUGGCGUGCGGGGAUCCUUUGCAUCUGUAAAGGAGUUGCCGCUCUUACUUUUUCGAUUGGAGUCUGAUCUGGUAUCGAUGGAACUACCUCUCUGUUAUCGGGACUUGCAGUUGGAUAGUGACCCCACAAGUCUCUUCUUAGUAGCUCAAGCUCUUAUGACCAUUCAAGGUAUCUUUGGUCUUAUUCCCAACAUUUAUGGCAAAGGUCCAGCAGCCAAACAAAUAUAUGACUUGAUGGUACAAAUGAGGCGAGAGAUGGGUGGAAAUGAACCACAGGUGACCCCUCAGAUAGAUCAACUAAUCCUCAUUGAUCGUUCUGUAGAUCUGAUCACACCUUUGGCAACACAGCUAACAUAUGAUGGCUUAAUAGACCAAUUUUAUGGGAUCAUUAAUAGUACUGUGAAAUUGCCUGGUGAGAAAUUUGCACAGACUAGCGCUGAGAGUAAUCCGCCUGAUAACUCAUCAUUCCUGGAAAUCCAAACAGUACAACUGUUCUCCUCAGAAGUACUUUAUGCAGAGAUCAGGGACUGCAACUUCUCAGCAGUGGGACCACGUCUCUCUCGGCAUGCUAAGUCUGUAGUGGCUCAGUAUGAGGAACGCCACGCUGCAAAAACUGUGGGAGAAUUAAAGCAGUUUGUCCAAAAGAUUCCUCAAAUGGAGGUUUACAAGCAAUCUGUAGCUACACAUACAACAAUUGCUGAACUGAUUCAGGAACAAAUAGCGUUAGACAUUUUCCGACCUGCAUUGCAGAUGGAGCAAGAAUUUUUGAAAGGACUUGAAACUGAUAAGAUAAGUCCUUUCAUAGAAGACUGCAUUGCACAAAAGAAAUCCUUGAAUACAGUGUUGAGAUUGAUAUGCCUCCAGUGUAUUGUGAACAGUGGGUUCAAGCCCAAGGUUUUGGAGCACUACAAGAGAGAUAUACUACACACUUAUGGAUUUGAACAUUUCCUCACCCUAGAGAACUUGGAAAAAGCUGGUCUCCUGUACGUUCAGCAAGGACGCAGCACGUAUGCUACAAUCCGCAAGACUAUGCAGCUUACAGUGGACGAUGUCAGUGAGCAUGAUCCCACUGAUAUGUCUUAUGUUCACUCUGGGUACGCUCCACUGAGUGCACGACUGGUGGAGUUUCUGCAGUGGCCAGGAUGGCGGGCAAUCACUGGCGUCCUUCAGCUUCUUCCGGGAACAACCCUCACCGAGACGCAACAAUUGCCUAGUGCCCUCAGGCAGAGAAGAGGUUCAGGAGGCUCUGUGCAAAGUGGAAGUGAAGGUGGGACAGCUUUAGUGUUUUUCAUUGGGGGCUGCACCUACUCCGAGAUUGCUGCGCUCCGCUUCUUAACAUCUAGGGUUGAUCAAGGUGGACCAGAGUAUGUCAUUGCAACAACAAAGAUCAUCAAUGGAAAUUCAUUUCUUCAGUCUCUAUCUGAGGAGCUUGUCCCAUAAUUUUCUCUACGAAGAAUGAUUUUUCCAUUUUUAAAAUAUGAUACCAAGGAGGCGAGGGAUGAUCGAGGUAAACCUAUGUUAGCUGUUUAUUUUCUUUCGAACUAUAUCAUUUGAGAUCUGUGUCAGGUUACACUGGCACACUUUUCACCAGAAUAAUUUAUUGUGUGUGUUUUAGGAAAAUACAAAUGUAUUAAUGUAAUAAUUAAAUUAAAUGUGAUCUAAAGAUUUAUGAGAUUUCAACUAAUUUUUGUAUUGUAAUGCAAAGGAGUACUAUAUAUAAUUAUAAAAUAUUAACUGAAACAAAGAUGUGAAAGCUGUAGUUAUAAUUUUUAACAAUGGUGCUUUCAGUGCACAUGUACAAAAAAGAGUGACUACCAGUAUACUUGUUAAUUAUG
Procambarus clarkii (red swamp crayfish) is the source of this 2275-nucleotide messenger RNA. It is a transcript of the gene car, whose product is annotated as vacuolar protein sorting-associated protein 33A. Gene Ontology annotation, cellular component: lysosome; CORVET complex. Gene Ontology annotation, biological process: intracellular protein transport; vesicle-mediated transport. The record is from RefSeq and is a predicted model, not a curated record. NCBI's taxonomy places the organism in Eukaryota, Metazoa, Arthropoda, Malacostraca, Decapoda, Cambaridae.